Messenger RNA from Ooceraea biroi (clonal raider ant), 1688 nucleotides. RefSeq names its product SAC3 family protein A. The record is from RefSeq and is a predicted model, not a curated record. Lineage: Eukaryota; Metazoa; Arthropoda; Insecta; Hymenoptera; Formicidae.
CUAAUGCGCAAAUGCGUCAGUGAGACAACCAUACUGCGAGUCGAUCGGGCACAUUCAUUUCAGUCUCGCGGCAAUUACUGGUGACUAAACACUGUACAGACGCCUGAAACGCAAAAACGAGCAGAAAAUGAAUUUCUGCACUACGCUUGGUAUCCUGUUUGGGACGCUGCUGAUUACCAUCGUCCCUGAUACAGCGGCUUACAGUAAAUAUGGCAGAACUUGCAAGGAUAUCGGUUGCCGCAGUGAUGAAACGUGCGUGAUGGCAGAAGAUCCUUGUACGGGCUACACUGAUAAGUGUGGUCGAUAUCCGACUUGUAAAAGGACAUCAGAUGUGAGUUGCGUUCAUAUAAUGUGCGGACAAAACGAAUAUUGUAAGAUGGAAAAUGGUACUCCAAAAUGUGUAAGCACUACGGCACAAGGCUACGAGUCGGCCGGUGUUUCUUAUGUAAAUGGCGAACGAACGAGCGGAAAUAACGCGAACCCCUAUGCGAACGCUAACGCUCCACCGGCACCGGCGAAUCGAGCUGAAGGCGGAUUCCACCAAUCUUCUUCUUCUUCUGGAAGCAACUCGGCGUACCCGCCGUACCCCAGCAACACCGGUUCCUCGAACGGGUAUCCACCCUAUCCGCAAUCCACCAAUCAAGCCAGCCACACCCGGGACCUGGGGUAUCCGCCGUAUCCGACGCAGAACAGGAUGCCCAUGCCGGGACAGUCAUCGUAUCCGGGCUACCCACAAUCAUCCGGAUACCCACAGAACUCCGGAUAUCCGCAGCAGUACCCGGGACACCAAGGCCAUAAUCCUUAUCCGAAUUACCCUCAACAGAACUAUCCGGGUCAAAAUUACCCCAAUCAAAACCAACGUGGGUACACCUACAGCUCGAACUCGCUUUAUCGUAGAAACGCCGCGUCAGUCGGAGUGAUCGCUUCCAUGAUUCUCGUCGGAUUCUCUGAACUGUUUGUCUUCAUGAUGACGCGGUUGUAAUUCAGCCAAAUGUUGAUAACGCUUUACUUGUCUUUGUCAUGAUCGUUGUUGAUACUUUUAUUGACCUUCUCGUUGCCAAUCGAUGCAGUCGAGGAUAAUUUGUUAAGGAAAAGUAUUAAGAAUUUUGUACAGGUAUUUUACAAUGAUGAUUUUUAGUUUUUCUAGAUGUGCACGACGAUUCUUUUUAAUACAACUCUUUACUUUGUGUUUACCUUGUGUUUAAUGAUUAUUGUCUUCCUUAUCGCGUAGGAGAAGUAGAGUUUUACUAAUAUAUACAUAUUAUACGUAAACUAAAUGUGUAAUUUAAUGUAGCUUGUAUCAAAGAGUAUAUAUUUCUACGGAAAAAAUAAUAUUUUGUCUAUAUAUCGAUAUGCAAUCGUUAAAAGAUAUAAUACAAAUAUGUACGUUUUAAAGAAAGAUUGAUAAAUCAAUCGAAGAAUUUGGCCUUACAAUUAACGUCCUGGUUGUGCUGUGUAUUUACAUAAUAUAUAUAAAGUUUAUAUCAAUGCUACAUGUCACAAGAUAUGUACCAAUCGAUAUAAAAUUUAUAUACAUGUAUGUGAAAUUUUUGGAAUAUAAGAUUAUCGAUCAUCUGUAUUUUAUUCUUAUUUUGUGCUAACUCUGAUGGCUCAUAUAUUUUACGAGCAAGCUUAUGUACAAAAUGUACAAGCACUUCAUAAAUAAAUGAAUUAUCAGUUUGAACCUU